This is a messenger RNA of Polyodon spathula (Mississippi paddlefish), 1844 nucleotides long. RefSeq names its product protein MEMO1-like. Bases 289 to 1182 code for a protein of 297 amino acids. The transcript is spliced from 9 exons. Lineage: Eukaryota; Metazoa; Chordata; Actinopteri; Acipenseriformes; Polyodontidae. The record is from RefSeq and is a predicted model, not a curated record.
UUAUACCAAACCAAGACCGGUGAACAGUGUGCUUCCAGCAGCUAGUAGAAUAACUGGCUUCCGGGCUUUUGUUUAUUGUCUCCCAAAGACAACAUUUCAGUUAAAGUUUUUGUUUAUUUUUUUAUUACAAUUUAGCUUCAGGCGUUUGUUUUCUUUGCGUUUUUGUGCCAUAUUCGUUCAUAUACCCCCCUGUUAUAUUUGGGCUGUUCAUAAGUAUUUUUUAUUUAUUUCAAACUUUUUUCCUGUUCGGGUUUUUAACUGACCAAGAUUGGCGGCUCGGGCACUAAGAUGUCAAACCGAGUGGUGUGCAGAGAAGCGAGUCACGCUGGCAGCUGGUACACCGCCACAGGAUCCCAGCUGAAUGCACAAUUAGAAGGCUGGCUAUCUCAAGCACAAACCACAAAAAGACCUGCUAGAGCUAUUAUUGCACCUCAUGCAGGGUAUACCUACUGUGGAGCAUGUGCAGCAUUUGCUUAUAAGCAAAUAGACCCUUCAAUCACUCGAAGAGUAUUUAUCCUGGGACCUUCACAUCAUGUACCCCUCUCUCGCUGUGCACUUUCCCCUGCUGAAGUCUACAGAACGCCGUUGUAUGACCUGAGAAUUGAUCAAAAAGUUUAUGCUGACCUCUGGAAAACAGGGAUGUUUGAACGCAUGACUCUCCAAACAGAUGAAGAAGAGCACAGCAUUGAAAUGCAAUUGCCUUAUACUGCUAAAGCCAUGGAAAGCCAUAAAGACGACUUUGCAAUUGUUCCUAUAUUGGUGGGAGCUUUGAACGAAUCCAAGGAACAGGACUAUGGAAAACUCCUCAGUAAAUACCUGGCUGAUCCUAGUAACCUCUUUGUGAUUUCCUCAGAUUUCUGUCAUUGGGGACAGCGUUUCCGCUAUACAUAUUAUGACGAAACCCAAGGGGAGAUAUACAGAUCUAUUGAACACCUUGAUAAAAUGGGAAUGAGUAUUAUAGAACAGCUAGAUCCUAUAUCCUUUAGUAACUACUUGAAGAAAUACCGCAACACUAUUUGUGGGCGUCAUCCAAUUGGUGUGCUGCUAAAUGCUGUUGAGGAGCUAAAGAAGAAUGGAGUAGAUAUGAAUUGUUCUUUCCUGAACUAUGCCCAGUCUAGCCAAUGCAGGAACUGGCAGGAUAGCUCUGUGAGUUAUGCAGCUGGAGCACUGAUAGUCCAUUGAGACAUCUUUUAACUCAGGAAGCCAACCUUUGCCCACUGGCUCUCCCUGUCUCCUCUCUCCCUCCCACACCCAGCCCUAGCCUUUCCCUUUACAAAGAUUCAGAGAGUUCAGAGGUUUGGGGCAUCGUAUAAUAUGAUUAUAUAAUAUAAUUUCCCCAACAUCUCUCUUUUUUUUUUUUUUUCUUCCUGUCUCUUAGUGUAGUCUCCCCCUUGUGUUGGGGGUUAAAGGAGUAAGGCGGGUGUAAAACUUGAACGGUAGGCAUUUCUGAUUUGGGAGCAACGGACAGGAGAUGCAUUGGCUUGCGAUCUCCAAAUGACCUGUUUACUGAAUAAAAUGUAAACCAUUUAUUUAUCUUACAUUUGCACUCUUUGCAGACCUGUACACAAGUUACUCUGCUUAAAUAUUCAUUUUGCAGGAUGUAAAAUAACAAACAUGGAAGCUUUUAAACAAAAACAAACAUUUAUAAAUGAUCCUGUAUUCAUUAGGACAUGUGAGAAGCAGUAUAUGUAGUUACUGCAAACAUUGUACAACAGGAUGCUUCCAUUGUAGUUGCUAAUAAAGGGCUACACACAAAACAAAUUUCACUAUGCUGUCGUACAAUCUAUACCAAAAAGCAGCUGUUUUUGUUUUUAGCCAACAAUUAAAAGUGUGAUUUCUGCCUC